Molecule: messenger RNA, 903 nt
Organism: Trichomonas vaginalis G3
Lineage: Eukaryota; Parabasalia; Trichomonadida; Trichomonadidae
Exons: 1
Coding region: 1-903 (300 amino acids)
Source: RefSeq, a predicted model, not a curated record
AUGCUUGAUCAAAGUUUUUUGACGAUCGAAAAUGUAAUUGGACCGAUACUACUAACAUCACCUCUACAAGAAAAUAUAAUAGAGCGAAUGGAGAAAUGCACAUUUGAAUUUUUCAUUCCAAUUGAAGAUAUAACCAAAGCUCUUUCAAAUGUCAAGGGCUAUCCUUUAAUAGGAAACAAUGUAUAUCACUAUACAUCAUCACUCAUCACGAUUUGUUUGCAUAUGGGCGCUGUUAUCCCACAACAUGUCACAGAAGGUUGGCUUUCUUUUACAGGCAACUCAAUCUUCAAUACUUUUGAUCAUAAUUGGAAUCUAACAGGUCAAUCCAAAACAGAUAUUCUUCCUUCUCGAGAUCAUCCUUUUGCUGGCGUAUCAAUGAUUGUUACAGUUACAAACGAGAUUUCAAACUACAUAGGAACACGUUGUAAUGAAGUCAAGUCAAAAUCAUCAAAUAAAACUCCAGCUCGCGGAAUCGCGGUUGUUUUCAUUUCCCCAGUAUUCGAAAAGCCAAAUCCGAUAUACAGCGAUGAUUGUUUGGAAGCACUAUUAUGUACGAAAUUAGAAACAGAGUCAACAGAUAACUCUGGUUGGUUAAUUUUCGGAUCAAAAGGAGAUUUGUUGACUCCUUACAAUUACCUUGAUUUUGAUGAUGAAGAUAAGCCAUCAAACAUGUGGAUUUCUGAAAGACUCAAAACUCAAGAUUUAAUUAUCGAAAAUAUCAAUUCCAGAUAUAUUCUGACACGUAAUGGUAACAUGUUUAGUCUUUUCAGAGAGGCUGAAGAGAAAGAACUCGUUGUCAACAUAAUUAGAUGGUAUAAUCUAAUUUGGGGCAAAGAUUCGAUUAAAUAUGAGGAUACAACAAUCGAAAAACCACUAAGAUAUAGUUGGAUUACAAAAACCUGA